AUGGCCAUCAUCGACAAGAAGAUAUACGAGCAAACCCCGAAAGAUGCGAUUUCGUGGAAGAUUCUCUGCUAUGCAAUCAUCCUGUCCUUCUCCGGCUCAGCCCAUGGCUUCAACACGGCCAACAUAUCGGGCGUCCUCGCCUUCUCGCCCUUCAAGAAGCAUUUCGAGCUGAGCGGCAUGUCGGAAGAGUCCCUCGCUGACUGGAAAGCUUGGAUCACCUCCAUGCUGAUUCUCGGCUCCUGUGUCGGCUCCCUUAUAAUCGCCCCCAUCAACGACAAGUUGGGUAGGAAAUGGUCUCUUGGCCUCUCUACCUUCGUCUACUCCGUGUCGGCCAUCUUGAUGAGUGCCAACCCGGGGGGUGCCGGAGGCAGAGCUGAGCUCCUCGUCGGUCGGUUCCUGUCAGGGGCAGGAUCCGGAGCAGCAAGCGUCGUCGGCACGAAUUACAUGGCGGAGAUCGCACCUAGCGCUAUUCGAGGCGGGUUGACCGCAUCAUACAACGCUAACACGAUGCUUUCUGUCGGCCUCGCGUACUGGAUCAACUAUGGCGCGCUGCUGAGCCUCGGCGGCUCCAACGCACAAUGGCAAAUUUCCAUGGGCGUCCAGGCCUUGCCCGGCAUCAUUCUCAUCGUCGGGCUAUUCUUCGUGCCCGAGUCACCGAGAUGGCUGCUGAGCAAGGGCAAGUCGAAGGCCGCUGAGGCAGCGCUUGAGAACCUGAGGUCUCUUCCUAGGGAUCACGCGUACCUUCGCCAGGAACUGUACGAAAUCCGUGCUGGACUUGAGCACGAGCUGGCUCUUUCCCCUGGCUUCAAGGGUUUCCUCAAGGAGAUGGCGUCCUCGAAUGUUCGGAAGCGCCUUGCUCUGGUCAUGAUGAUGCAGAUCGGGUUUCGAUUUUCCGGCGGCAAUACGUUGACAUACUAUAUGACGCCCAUCUUAGAGUCUAUCGGCAUCACCUCGAACUCCUUCAACUACCUCUUUGCUGGCAUUUACGGAAUGGUCAAAUUCUUCUCCGUCCUUCUCUACUGCCUCUUCAUCAUCGACAGACUCGGUCGCCGAACCGGGCUGUUCGUCGGCUCAGGUCUCAUCCUAGUGUCUCUCACCUAUAUCACCGUCUUCCUCGCCGUCUUCGACAAGUCCGGAGAGAUAUCUAAGGCCGGCGGCUUGGUAGUUGUGGUUUUCAUCUAUGUUUUCGCCGUCGGCUACAGCUUCUCAUGGGCCGUCGCGCCAUACAUCAUCAGCGCUGAAGCCUUUCCGACCAAGAUCCGCUCCACUUGCCCCUUUUGCCUCUUCACGUGCGUUACGCUGUGCAUGACGGUCUAUGCGUACUUCGCGUACCCUGAGACGAAGGGCUUGUCGAUGAAGCAUAUAGAGGAGUUGUUCAACAUGCCUUGGUACCGUGUCGGUAGGGCCAGCACCAAGGUUAUCAUCGCGGUGGGUGCGGAACCUACCUUGGAUGAGAAGAAGGAGAGGGGCAUCAAUGUCGAGCAGACGGAGGAUGCUGGGAAGCCCAGUACUGCUUGA
Messenger RNA from Colletotrichum aenigma, 1518 nucleotides. RefSeq names its product putative quinate permease (gene qutD-13). The record is from RefSeq and is a predicted model, not a curated record. The coding region runs from base 1 to 1518 and encodes 505 amino acids. Gene Ontology annotation, biological process: carbohydrate transport; transmembrane transport. The transcript is spliced from 4 exons. Gene Ontology annotation, molecular function: carbohydrate:proton symporter activity. NCBI's taxonomy places the organism in Eukaryota, Fungi, Ascomycota, Sordariomycetes, Glomerellales, Glomerellaceae. Gene Ontology annotation, cellular component: membrane.